Punctularia strigosozonata HHB-11173 SS5 is the source of this 3369-nucleotide messenger RNA. RefSeq lists its product as uncharacterized. The transcript has 4 exons. The record is from RefSeq and is a predicted model, not a curated record. The coding region runs from base 1 to 3369 and encodes 1122 amino acids. NCBI's taxonomy places the organism in Eukaryota, Fungi, Basidiomycota, Agaricomycetes, Corticiales, Punctulariaceae.
AUGGCCUCUUCAGCAACCCCUAAUGAAAUUAUAGACUUGACUGACCCUCCCAACUCGCCCUCCCCGCCGUCGCCGCCCCCGUCGGCCUCGUUGCCGCCGCCUGGCGAGAUCAGCGCCCCCAAAGCGGAGACAGAAGCAGAAGCGGCCAUGGAUGUGGUCGCGGGCGCCAACCUGGACGCGCUGGCGGAGUACCGCAGACAAGCCGUCAGGCAGCUGCCCUCCCCGAUCUCGCCCAAUCUCUUCCAUCGGAGUGGCGGCGUGGCCUCGGGCUCGACUCAUUCGCGCACGACGCCGAGCGUGCACAACCACAACGUUGGGAACGCGAGCGCCGUGGACGAGUCGGCCCAGCGCCCCUCUUCCACGCACGGUCAGAGUCCGCUCGCAUUCCAGCAGGGAAACGCGAGUGCGAACAUGCAUUUGCGCCCGACGUCCGCACAGUUGCGCGAGCUGGCGGGGCGGCUGGAGGUGACGGCGCACGGCCUCGCGUCGUCCUCACAGUCGCCGGCGAACACGCCGAAUGCUGGGGGCCACUUGCGCCCCGAUGUCCUCAAACACCAGAUGGAAAAGAUGGCGAUGGCGGGGAGGCAGCUUGCCCCGUCAACGUCUGCGCCUUCUUCUCAGCGGCCCGAGCCGGGGCCUGUCCUUAGCCCAAACGUGCUGCCGCUUACGAACGCGUCGCGUACUAGGACCCAGACGCAUCCACAGCACCAGCAGCACACCGCAAUCCAAGGCGUACCCUAUUCGAGCCAGCAGAGUGCGUUCUGGCCUAUGCAAGUUGGGUAUCCACCCGUGUCACCUCCAUAUCCUCCUCCCCAUCAUGUGCCCGCCGCCCCUUCUGCGAGCUUGCCCCAUCAUCAAACUCAAUACAUCGGCCAGCAGCAGGCCCAACACGCCGGUCAGCUUGUUCGGUAUCCCGAUGCCAGACAACAGCCGGUCCGACCGACGGCACCACAGCAUUCCUCCGCGUGCGCACCCACCUAUGCCCCACAUCAGCAGCAAGCAUUUAGUCAAACUCAUGCACAUCCACGACAACAACAUCCACAACAACAACAACAACAACAACAGAGUCAAGCUCCCCAGCAUAGUCUUCUUCCAGCAUCGUACCCGAACCGGCACGCAUCCUCGGUUCCUCCAACUACAGCCUCCAGCACCAAUGGCCCUGCCCCGUCCAGCUCCCCCUAUCAAGCUUUCGUCGCCUCCUCCAGCGCAUCCACCCUCGCUACGGUGCCCAGCUCUUCAUCCCAACAAUCCCUCGCCUCGCAGCACACACGCAGCUCGUCCUCACACCAAACCGCCACCCUCGGCACCCCCGCCCAGCCCACUCCCGCGCAGGCCCACGUGCAGUCCAUCACCACCCCCCUGCGCGACGCGAUGGUCGCCCACUUCGACACCACCCUCAACGCCGUCCGCUCCGCGCUCGCGGCCGCCUUCACGGACCAGUGGGCGAGGGCGCUCGAGAUCCUGCACGCCGAGGUCGCGCGCGGGCGCGCGCAGUUCGACGCCGCCGCGGCGCAGCGGGACCACGCGCUCGCGCGGUGCCGGCAGACGGCGGCCAGGGCGCGCGCGCUCGAGGGCGAGCGGGAGGUGGCGAAGGCGGCGGCGGCGCAGCUGCGCGAGGACCUCGCGGCGGCCCGGCGCGAGGGCGCGCGCGCGCGGGAGGCGGAGGAGCGCGCGGUGAAGGCCCUCGGGGAGGCGACGGACCAUAAUCGGAUAUUGGUGAGCGGGACGAGGACGAUCUUGGAGGAGAACGCGCGGUUGAAGGCGGCGCUCGGCGCGCGCGCGCAGGGUCAGGCGGGGGCGGAGCCGCCGCAGGGCGAGCCGCCGAAGCCGGCGGCGUACCCGACGGAGCUGCUGGAGACGUUCAAGAAGACGGUGACGGCCGAGAUGGAGCUCAAGGUCGCAAGCGUUCUGAAAGAGGCGCAGAAGGAUCGGGCCGCGCGACUGGCUGCGGAAUCCAAGGCGGCCAACCUCGCUUCGCUGUUGAAUGCCCUUCGCGCAACGACGGAGCAGCACAUGGCCGAUGGACCCUCCUCGACGUCGGCCGCUGAGGGCGCAGGUGCGGCCGAGACCUCUGCCGACCCGCCUGCCUCCACAAAUAUCGUUACGGACACCGCAGUUGGAUCCUCGUCAAAGACGCCUGUACCAGAUCCCUCGCAAGCGAAAGAGGCGGGCGCACUUCGGUCGCCGUCCACAACCUCACCCGUCCACGACACCGGAGGGCCCGCCCCGAGUAUCUCGCUCGACCUCCCCGAUAUCAUCGACCUCACCAGUUCCCCGCCGGAAUUCAACUGGUUCGCCCUGGGAAAAGCGCUCGAGGCGCAGGACGGGCCGACGGCGGUGCGGCCGAAGAUCGAGCCCGAAGACGACGCGGCGGUGCUAGACCUGAUCGGGCACCGCCCGUCGCGGUCUCCGUCGGGUUCGCCGCCGCCGAGAAAGCGAAAGCGGACGGAGGACGGGGAGGAGGCGUCUGGGUCGUCGAGGACGUUGACGCCGAGCGUGGCAGCUCCCGCGUGGACGGCGAUAGCCGAGGAGGAGGAGGAGGAGGAAGAGAAACCGGGGCGGGCGUCGCCGGUCGGGGAGGACGAGUUGAUGUCGGACGCGUCGUCUGCGUACGUGUCCGAGGGGCAGGUGGUGGAGACCGGAAUCAUGUCUAGCCCGGUACUGCGCGGUCGCCCGGCGGACGCGCUGAUGUGGGAUCUCAGCGUCAAGAACGAGGAAGAUCUGGAGAUGGACCAGUUAGGGGAAGACGACUCGGCCGAUCCGCCUACGCAGAGUUCGCCACCUUUGCCGCAAGCUCGUUUGGCUAGUUCCCACCCUCAGCCUCAACCUCAAGCGACCUCUCAGCCGCCUAGCCCUCAGCCUGAUCAUCAAGCUCGGUCCAAACUCACUACUCCUCAGCCAACUUCUCCAGCACAAUCCCAGUCUGCUGGCCCUCAGCCUGAUCCUCCAGUCCAAUCACAGCUCCCUGUUGCUGGACCUAUCCCUGAUCUUUUCCCUCAGUUGCAAUCCCGGGGCUCUGGGCCACAGUCUGAGCGUCCAGCCCACACCCAGCAGGACGGGACGCACACGGAGCCCAAGCAGGAGGCGAACGAGCUGUCCAUCAUUCCGCGAGGCAUCAAGCUGAGCAUCGCGCACAUUCCCAUCCUGUAUCACACUCAGAACAAGACCAUGUUCUGUCGCAUGUGCAUGAAUUUGCACGAGCAGGUUCCGGAUGUGGUGGUGGCCAAGUUUCCGCAAAACGCGUCCUGGUCCGCGCUCAUGGAGCACUGCGAGAAGGAGCACUGGGAAGUGUGCACGAAGCUGGCUGAAAUACCUAAACAUGAGCUCGCGAAAAUGACGCUCGACCUCAACGCUCGAAGCGGCACUUAA